CUGUAUCCUGGCAGUGGACCAAGGGCAAAACAGUCCACUCAUCCGGAAAGAAAGAGAAAAUAUGAAUGAAAAAAAGAAAAUAGAAGAAAAGAUGAGAAAGUGGGAUGAAAUAAAAAAAAUUCGUGCUCCAUAUGAUACAGUGUGAAGGCGCGCGAAUUAGACGGUAAAAUAUAAAAGGCAUGCGAAUUUAGUGAUAAACGAUGAAAAAUCUCAAACGCAGUCGCCUCACGUUUUCUCUCCGCCGCUGCCUCACGACGGCCUCGCCGCCGCUGCGCCCCUCACUGGCGUCACCUCGCGGCCCCCCUCGCCGGACGUCUCGCCCCCGCCGCUGCUCACGAUGCCUCUCGCCGAUGGCGCUCUGCAUCUCGCCCCUCACGUCGCAUCUCGCCGCCGCCGCUGCUCGCCCCCACCCCCGCCCCCGCCGCCGGUCUUGGGGCCUGCCUCGAGCUCCGCUUCCGCCCCGAGGAUCCCUACUGCCACCUAGUCUGGUGCUCCGCCUCUCCAAGCCCAAGGGCGACACUGCGCCGCCGCGUUCUGAGGUGGUUGCGCGCGUCCGGAACGCCUACCACUUCGAAGAUUUGAGUUGGACAUGCUUGUGGCAAUUAAGCUUGUUGAGGAGCAGAUGGAUAAGAUGCAGGACAACUCAAUCAAACCAGACAGCCCUAUAUGCAUAGAUGAGCACUUGACUCAUAUUAGUGAGCUAAACCUACCCAAGAGCACAUCAAUUUCUUUUCCCAACGGCAAGGAUGAUCUGAUGAAUUUUGAGAUCAUUGUCCGACCUGAUGAAGGAUAUUACCUAGGUGGCACUUUCGUCUUUACUUUUCAAGUAUCCCCCUCUUAUCCUCAUGAGCCUCCAAAGGUCAAGUGCAAGACAAAGGCAUCUCUUGAUUGUACCAGUCUUGGCCACUUGAAGGGCGAUUGCUUCUUUGACAGUACAAAAAGUGCUUUCAUUCGUCAAUGGGAUCAUAUCUGCCAUUUGGUACAAUACGCAUUUUGCUAUUGUAAAGUGUGCCUUACUCUGUAUUUUGCUGAGUGGAUCUGAACUGCCAUUUACAAUUACUUUGUGUACCUAAUUUAUGAUCAACAACAGUCAAAUGCAAUAUUCAGCUUAUCACAUCGAAGUGGGAUCACACACUGGCAUAUUUUAUUAUCAUCUUCUCCUGAUAACCCUCCAUUUUUACACAAGGAAUUGGACUAUUUGGUAGAGGCGGUAGUUAGAGAUCCACUAAUAUUGGACCAUUUAAUCAGUUGAUCUACAAAGUAUGUUAUAGUCAAAUUUGUCAAGAUCCAGUAAU
Molecule: messenger RNA, 1295 nt
Organism: Oryza brachyantha (malo sina)
Lineage: Eukaryota; Viridiplantae; Streptophyta; Magnoliopsida; Poales; Poaceae
Product: NEDD8-conjugating enzyme Ubc12-like
Exons: 5
Coding region: 590-1042 (150 amino acids)
Source: RefSeq, a predicted model, not a curated record